Molecule: messenger RNA, 804 nt
Organism: Bicyclus anynana (squinting bush brown)
Lineage: Eukaryota; Metazoa; Arthropoda; Insecta; Lepidoptera; Nymphalidae
Exons: 4
Coding region: 168-725 (185 amino acids)
Molecular function (GO): protein binding
Source: RefSeq, a predicted model, not a curated record
UUUUGUAUUAGUGAUUCGAACGUCAUAUUUUCCUUAUCCGUGCUCAAGUUAUUAAAGUGUCAGUAACGUAGUCUUUUGUCAGUAAGUAUCAAGUUUGGUAGUGUGAACAACAUCGUGUUACCUUUAUCUAUGAGGAUAUUUCCCAAGAUUUAAGAUAAACCAGUAAGAUGUGGAUCCUAUCUUGUAUCCUCAUUUUGGUGGUUCCUGAGCCAGGUCUGUCGCUGCCUACUCCAGCUGAUGAUAUACCGGUGCCACACCUUAGGCUUUUACGAACCUUCGACUAUGGCUUUACGAUACUAUGGGAUCCAAUAGACACGACGAAUGUGAAAGAUCCAAUCAUUGGAAUAAAGGUGAUAACAUGGAAAACACCGUGCGUCAUAAAGACCUAUUAUAGGCUUUCAAAUAACGGAUCAUCAUUGGUUGUAGAAUCUGCCCAUGAGGACUACAACAGUACUACAGUCCCGGACAUUUUGCCAGAGUAUGUGACCAUCGUUAUGCCAGAUGAGCUGUCAGCAACGGUACAUAACAUUGAGCGGGCGCAGUGGUACCACGUCCGCGCGUUGGCCUUCACCACCACCGCCGAAGGGAAGCCUUCGAACUCGUACGAAUUUCAGCUGGGCUCUGAUGAUGAGAAAGAGAAGGAGAAGUCUUGCGAAAGAGUAAUAUCUGAGACGCCGUGUGAACAUAACGGUUUAAUUAAUCUACAGUCACCGGACUCAUGUUAGAUUCAAUACUAUUAAUGUAAUACAAACGUGCUCCUGAUUAUUUAAUUGAAUUUUAAAUUAUAUUCAUCUGUAAUUUCAA